Molecule: messenger RNA, 601 nt
Organism: Camellia sinensis
Lineage: Eukaryota; Viridiplantae; Streptophyta; Magnoliopsida; Ericales; Theaceae
Source: RefSeq, a predicted model, not a curated record
AUGAGGGGUUUAGAACUUGAGCUGGAUUCUCUGCGUACCCAGAAAGGAGAUGAAGUGAAGUUGCUGAUGGAGAAUCUCAGCGCGAUUGAGAAAGACUACGGCUACUUCGAGAGCCGUGCAUAUGAAAUUAUGAACGCGUUUCAAGGUGCACAGAACAGGGUCAGAGAAUUGGAAGAGCAGCUUAGAGGUAAAACGCACGAAACUGAGACUGAUCAGAUGCCAGGGGUCCAAGAAGAAGAAGAAAGGAAGAGCUACGAAGAUGAAGAUGAAGAUGAUGCUUUUGAGUUCCCCACCCCUGCCGAUAAGAUCAUUCCUGUUUACCCCAUUUUUGGCAGAGAUAAGCUCGAUGGAGUUCCGGCAGGAACCUACUGCGUCUCCGGAAGAGUGAAGCAGCCAGAGGCCGGAGGAGGAGUGACGGUGGCGCAGGAGAGAGAUCGGAGGAGGCGGUUGUUGAUGCCGUACAAGCAAGAAGGGUUCUUUGCUAACGUGAAGAUGUUGACCAGAAAUGUCAAGCAAAUUGGAAAUGCUCUCAAAGCUAUCAAUAGCAAAGUGUUCUAAAUUUUUAUUUUUAUUUUAUUUUAUUUUUUGUAUUUACGUAUAU